This is a messenger RNA of Ambispora gerdemannii, 148 nucleotides long. NCBI's taxonomy places the organism in Eukaryota, Fungi, Glomeromycota, Glomeromycetes, Archaeosporales, Ambisporaceae. The record is from the annotation of a GenBank genome assembly.
GCAUUGCCCCCGUGUCGAAACUAGCGAAAAUGCCCGGACGUUGACAACUCGUACACCUGACCCUGACAAGUUAGCACGCCGACGGUCGAUUAGGUACACGAAAGCAUUGCCCGUGACGAAGGUACACGAGGACGCUGCCAGUGUCUAA